Messenger RNA from Pelobates cultripes (western spadefoot toad), 339 nucleotides. Lineage: Eukaryota; Metazoa; Chordata; Amphibia; Anura; Pelobatidae. The record is from the annotation of a GenBank genome assembly.
AUGCCGGCGGGGCACACCCGGGGCGGGGGCGCCUACCCGCACCCAGAGCAACAGGAACAUUUAACACACAAACAUCCCUUACAAACAACACGACACACAGGGUACACUAGACAGGGUACACCCAACAUAGACGCAGAGACAAUAAGAGACCACACCGAUCAGAUCCUGAAGCAAGGAACUAGCCUACACAAUCUGCCCUCACUAAGAACACGCACGCGCCCCAACAAACUAACGAACAAGCCACGAAGAAACGAGGGACGCAAAAAACACAUUAGCCAGGAGGGUCAACGGGAACUUGGGGUAAAGGGGGGCGGGGACAAACGGCACAUAAACUUCUGA